GGUCGGGUCACGGACUCACGUGGGAAGCUGGCUGGAACCAUCCAAGCGGGCGGCGGCCGCGGGUCGUUGUCGUCGUCGCCGUCGCCGUCGUCGUCGUCGCCUCGUCUUCAGAAAGAAACACGAGCUGCAUAAUAUUUCCACGUCCGCCCCCUUUCCCUUUCCCUUUCCCCCUCCUCAUCCCCAGCGGCAUCAAACUCUUCAGAUUUUUACUCCUCCGUUCAUCCAAGAACCAAACAGCACGGCGGUGGCGAGGGAGGGUUGAGGCUGGUGCCGUCGAUCGAAUCAGGUUUUCUCGGUUGCGCGCGCGGAGAUCCAGCGUCGCGGUCUCCUCCGUCCGUCGGCUCUGCGGCCGCAGGCGGCAGCUGGGGUCCCCUUGAAACGAUCCCAGGCAGCAUUUUGUUCACUGGUGUGCUGGCCUUGCUGAUUGAAGUUUACAAUGGGAUGCUGUGUGGGGAAGGCACAUCGCGAUGAGGAAGAAAAGCUUGAUUUCAAAGGUGGAAAUGUGCAUAUUAUUACAAGCAAAGAGAACUGGGAUCAGAAGAUUGCAGAAGCAAACAGAGAUGGGAAAAUUGUUGUGGCAAAUUUCAGCGCUUCCUGGUGCGGGCCAUGCCGCGUCAUUGCACCUAUCUAUGCUGAAAUGUCAAAGACUUACCCUCAACUCAUGUUCUUGAUGAUAGAUGUCGAUGACCUAAUGGAUUUCAGCUCAUCAUGGGAUAUCCGCGCAACCCCAACUUUCUUCUUCCUUAAGAAUGGGCAGCAAGUCGACAAGCUCGUCGGUGCUAACAAACCUGAGCUUGAGAAGAAAGUGCAAGCGGUCGCUGAUGGCAGUUCAACCAAGUGACCAGAACAAAAUCGGAGCAAACUUGAAAUGGCUUAUCUGUGUGUACGGUCUUGCUUGUGCGUCUGUGUGUGAUAGUUUUCCAAUGUAUAGUUUCCUGUGUGUAACUCCGAUGUUUGCUUAGAGAUGUGCGUUACAAUUUUGCCCCCCUGCCUGGUUUCACAUAUAGACAUGUUGGCAAAUUGUGUGAACCUGUGCUUGUCAAAAAGAAAAAAAAAGAACAGUACUGUAAACCGUAACGGUAUAUGAAGGAUGGUCGUUUGAAA
This is a messenger RNA of Phragmites australis (common reed), 1104 nucleotides long. Its product is annotated as thioredoxin H4-2-like. Bases 437 to 841 code for a protein of 134 amino acids. Lineage: Eukaryota; Viridiplantae; Streptophyta; Magnoliopsida; Poales; Poaceae. The record is from RefSeq and is a predicted model, not a curated record. The transcript has 5 exons.